GACGAACUGUAGAGAAAACCAAAGCCAUCUACCAAAUAUCUCCACGGUCUGAGCAAGUGCAAAAACUAGGAUGGGUGCUCUUGCUCUUGCUCCUCCCCUGCGCAAUCCUAGUGGAUGAGUUGACAAAGUUACCAGAAAGAAAAAAUAGAGGAUCCAUGAAAAUGGUUCUUCUCUCUCCUUCUCCUUUUCUCUUCACAACCAACCACCCUUUUCUUCUACACCACCUCUGUUUCAGAAACCAGACCAGAACUACGCUCGACCACAAGAAAUGUAGAAUACGCGAGAAACUACAGAUUUGUGCGUGUGAUACUUUUGAAUCCAUUACGGAAAAUGGGUUCUCCAGACGAGAUUUGGUGCUCUUCGGCCUCUCUUAUUCAUUAUCUUUAGUUUUCCCGUCUUUAGGUUCUCAUGCAGACAAGGAGUUGAAAAUGGUUUCACUGGUCGAUGAUAUAAAUGUUUAUUCUUAUUUGUACCCAGUUGAGUUGCCAUCUAAAAAGUUCCUCUUCAAAUGGGUGGAAUCUAGGAAGCUAGAACGCUAUUCAUCAGCUGCACCACUAUCUCCUGAUGCCCGCCUACGCAUUGUGUCAGAGCGUUUUGACAUUAUUGAUAACCUCAUCAUAUCUGUCUCGAUAGGUCCCCCAAAUUCACAGUUUAUAAAAACAAAGGACAAGAGGACAUGGACUGUAAAAGACGUUGCUGACUCUGUUUUGUCAGACAAGUCUACCUUGAUUGAUGGGGAGCCAUACUGGUACUAUGAGUACCUUGUUCGCAAAUCGCCUACCAAAAUUGCUCAAGAACCAAAUCUUUAUCGACGUUAUGUUGCAUCAACAGCUGAACGAGAUGGUUAUUUGUAUUCUCUAAAUGCUUCAACCCUUAGCAAGCAGUGGAAUAAGAUGGGGCCUUUCUUGGAGAAAACAAUGGCAUCUUUUCGCCUUAAUCCUCCCACAGAAAACUAUGUACCUCCUUACAAGGAUCCGUGGAGAUUUUGGUGAACUAUUUUAUAAUUUGGAUUGAUAUAAACUUUUGAUCAUUGAUAUUUGGUUGAUGUUCAUUUUUUUGUCACUUUAAUUUAUGGUCUCCAAAUUUUGUUUCUAAA
This is a messenger RNA of Juglans microcarpa x Juglans regia, 1096 nucleotides long. RefSeq names its product psbP domain-containing protein 5, chloroplastic-like. Lineage: Eukaryota; Viridiplantae; Streptophyta; Magnoliopsida; Fagales; Juglandaceae. Bases 156 to 992 code for a protein of 278 amino acids. The transcript is spliced from 10 exons. The record is from RefSeq and is a predicted model, not a curated record.